CUGUUAACAGGCCAUGGAUGCACGAGUGGUGAAGGAUAUGACAACAGGGAAAUCAAAGGGGUAUGGAUUUGUGUCCUUCUAUAACAAACUGGAUGCUGAGAAUGCCAUAGUACACAUGGGGGGUCAGUGGCUUGGUGGACGGCAAAUCCGGACUAACUGGGCAACUCGCAAACCUCCAGCCCCCAAGAGUGUGCAAGACAACAGCUCCAAGCAGCUGAGAUUUGAUGAGGUGGUGAACCAGUCGAGUCCUCAGAACUGCACAGUGUACUGCGGUGGCAUUCAUUUUUAAGUAUCAGUAAUCAAGAGAGUAUGCAGAAGUUGUUAGUGUAGAUUUGUUAGAGUAACUUGGGAUAUCAUAACAGUGUCUCUCAGUACAGUACUGUGUGUGUGUGUGUGGUUCCUUUCUUUUUGAGAUCCUCUAGCAAGUCGUC
This is a messenger RNA of Sinocyclocheilus anshuiensis, 431 nucleotides long. Its product is annotated as nucleolysin TIAR-like. Lineage: Eukaryota; Metazoa; Chordata; Actinopteri; Cypriniformes; Cyprinidae. The record is from RefSeq and is a predicted model, not a curated record. The transcript is spliced from 4 exons. Gene Ontology annotation, cellular component: cytoplasmic stress granule. Gene Ontology annotation, molecular function: mRNA binding. Gene Ontology annotation, biological process: cytoplasmic stress granule assembly; regulation of mRNA stability; nuclear-transcribed mRNA catabolic process, nonsense-mediated decay. The coding region runs from base 14 to 289 and encodes 91 amino acids.